Molecule: messenger RNA, 2525 nt
Organism: Dermatophagoides farinae (American house dust mite)
Lineage: Eukaryota; Metazoa; Arthropoda; Arachnida; Sarcoptiformes; Pyroglyphidae
Source: RefSeq, a predicted model, not a curated record
UAUGCAACGAAACCGAUAAUUAUUCCUAAUGGACAGUAUCCAUAUACAUUUGUUGGACAAUCAUAUCGGUUAAGUUGUUCAACGGAAAAAUCUCAUUCAAGUCAAAUUUUUAUUAAAUGGAAUUUCGUGAAUCAAGCUUGUUAUGAACAAAAUUCAUCAUCAUCAUCAUUGUCGACAAUGAUUAAAAUCAGUGAUGUUGAAACAAUUAUUCAAAGUAAAGGAAAGGAAAAAGUUCGUCAAAAUAUUACGUUCAUCAAUGUGGAUCGCCGUUAUGAUGAUGCACAAAUCGAAUGUAUUAUAACCGAUGUAUCAAUGGCUAGAAAAAUGACAUCAUUUUCAUUGAAAAUAUAUGAAAAACCAUUCCUGAAGAUUAUUCCAUUAUCACAACCAAAUCAAAUUUAUCGCUGUAAUUCUAAGUGGCAGUAUGAAGUAGAUAUAAUAGCAAUACCGGAUGAUAUUGAUUUGAUACAUCUAUAUUGGUAUAAACAGCCAAAUGUUAUGAAUCGAUCCAUCAAUUAUGGUGAUACACGUAUUGUAUUAUCAAAACAAUAUUCAUUAAUUAUUGAUCGGGAUCAUAAAAAUCACACAAUAAAUAAUGAUAAUAUUUUUGAUCCAUAUCCGAAUCGUUUAAUACGAGCAAGUAUCGGUAUAAAAUAUUUAUCGCCAUCCGAUAGUGGUGAUUAUCUUCUUAUUGUCGAUUUGAUGGAUGGUCUUUUACGUCAUAAUCAAUUGUUUGAGUUGAAAGUUCUUGAUUGUCAUAUAAGCGAUCUAGAUGAUAAUUACAUUGUAUAUAUUUUAGCCAUUGCUGCCGUCAUAUUCAUAAUGUUAUUGUUCAUAUUUUUACUUGUAAAUCGUAUACGUAUUGAAAAGAAAGCUAAACAAGAGCUAGAAAUUCUUAGCAUCAAUCUAUUACAAUCUUCUAAUGUACGAAAUAAUAAUAAUGAUAAUGAUGAUGGUGGCCAAAAUGGAUCAAAGAUUCGAAAUCUAAUUGAUCCAAACAUACCGAUACAUGAACAGAUUGAUCUAAUCCGUUAUGAUCAUCGUUGGGAAAUAUCAUUGGAAAAUAUUGAUUUUGAUCAAACACUAUUAUUGGGACAAGGUGCAUUCGGUAAAGUAUAUAAAGCAAUUGCAUAUGGACUUGAUCAACGUUAUACGUCGUAUGCUUAUAAUACGAUGAUGAUGAUCAAUAAAAAUAAUGAAAUGAAUACCGAAAAUGAUGAAAAUGAUUGCGGAACAAUAGUUGCUGUGAAAAUGUUAAAAAAUUCUGCUACAAUGGAACAAUUGAAAGCAUUAUCCAUUGAAUUGAAGAUAAUGAAUUAUAUUGGUCAUCAUAUUAAUAUUGUCAAUUUACUUGGUGCAUGUACUUCACGUUUAAUCAAAGGUGAAUUAUAUGUUUUAAUGGAAUAUUGUUGUCAUGGAAAUCUACAACAUUUUCUACAAACCAAUCGCGAUAUAUUUAUUGAUAUUAAUUACGAGGAUGAUGAUGAUGAUCAUUGCGAUGAUGAUGAAAAACCAAAAACCUUUAAUAAUAAAAAUGAUGAAAGAAUUUCAUGGAUAGAAAUGAAACCUUAUCCAAAUAAUAAUUGUUCUGAUAAUAAGAACAAAAAUAAAAACAACAAAAACUUUAAUGAAAAUGAAUGGAAAACAUUGUCAACAAAAGAUUUACUUAGUUUUGCAUAUCAAACCGCUAAAGGAAUGGAUUAUUUGGCUAGUAAAAAGGUAAUCCAUAGAGAUUUGGCCGCGCGUAACGUUCUUUUGUGUCAAAAUGGGAUUGUAAAAAUAUGUGAUUUUGGUCUUGCACAUGGUGGUGGUGAUGUCGGCGAUGAUGAUGAUAAUACUGUAAAAUUUGGUGACAAUGGUAAACAUCAUAAUGGAACAACAUUGCAAGAACGUUUACCAGUGAAAUGGAUGGCAAUCGAAUCAUUAUUGGAAAGAAAAUUUAAUACAAAAUCUGAUGUAUGGUCAUUUGGUAUAUUUCUUUGGGAAUUAUUUGCACUUGGUAUGGCACCAUAUACUGGAAUAAAUUUUGAUGCUCGGUUUUUGGACAAAUUACAAUCCGGUUAUCGUAUGAAAAGACCUAGAUUUGCAUCACAAUCAAUCUAUGAAUUAAUGUUGAAAUGCUGGUCGAUGGAUGCGAAUAAAAGACCCGAUUUUUCAAUGUUAGCCCAAUUUUUUUGCCGUUAUGUAAAUGAAAAUUUUCUCAUGAAUUACGAACAAAUUUCACGAUUAUAUAGCCAUAUUAAUGAUGAUGACAACGAAGUGAUCACCAAUGAUCGAAAUGAAACACAUUUCUAUGAAGGAUUAGAUCCAACAAUGACAACGGCGAUGGCAAAUAAUGAUAAUGAAUAUUUAUACAUGUCGGAUAAUCAGAAUAAAAAUAUUCAACCAAAUAAAUUUUGGAACAAACCUUCAUCAUCAAUCAUUGUCGAUUGUAAUUAUGUUCGUAUGGAAUCAUCGACCAUAGUGUAACAACAGCAACAACAACAACAACAAAAGCCGCAGCCACUAAAUCGAACAAUAUUAUU